UCGCCGUGUCUUCUAUGGUUUUCAUCAUCGGCAAACCGUUACGAAAGGUCACAUUAAGAAUCUGGAAAUUGUUUGCGGGCCAUCAUAAUUGCAGAUGUCGCUAAAAAUGUAAUAUGGCGAAUACAAUUUGUCCACAGGGCCGUCAUUUGACAUUGGAGCAAAUUUGACAGAUCCCAUGUUUAAAGGAAUAUACAAUGGUAAUAAAAAGCAUAAAGAAGAUUUAGAAGAUGUUUUGGAACGGGCUUGGAAAAAUGAUCUUAAAAAGAUUAUUAUAACUAGCGGCAGUUUAAAUGAUUCCAUUGAAGCUUUAAAGAUAGCAUCAUUGAGUGAAAAUCUUUACUGCACUGUUGGUUGUCACCCAACACGCUGUGAUGAGUUUACUAAAGCCAAGAAUCCUGAAGUGUAUUUAAAUAGCUUAACAGAAUUGAUAAAAAAUAAUCGGUCAAAAGUAGUAGCAAUAGGAGAAUGUGGACUUGAUAAUCAACGAUUGCAUUUUUGCUCCAAAGAGAUCCAAGAAAAAUAUUUUGAAAUUCAGUUAAAAUUAAGUGAAGAUUUUAAUUUACCAUUAUUUCUACACUGCCGUGAUGCAGCUCCUACAUUUAUAGAUAUACUAAAGAGAAAUCCCAAUUUUAUAAAAUCUGGAGGCGUUGUACAUUCUUUUGAUGGAAGCUUAAAUGAGGCUAAAGACAUAAUUAACUUGGGGUUUUAUAUUGGUAUCAAUGGAUGUUCAUUGCGGACAGACGAUAAUUUAAAAACAAUAUCAGAAUUGCCUAUCAAUCGUUUGAUGCUAGAAACAGAUUGCCCAUGGUGUGAAAUAAAACAAACACAUCCAUCAUAUUCUUACGUACAAACCAAAUUUAAUUCAGUGAAAAAAGAAAAAUUUAUUGAUGGUUCUAUGGUCAAAGGAAGAAAUGAACCAUCAACUAUUAGGCAAGUCUUGGAUGUAUUAGCUUCAUUGAAAAAAGAAGACCCUGUAUUAUUAGGGAAUCAAAUAUAUCAAAAUACUAUGGAUUUAUUCUUUAAAGAUAAAUAGUUUUUAAUCAUCUGAUAAUUAUUUAAAUAACAAAUAUUUUUCUUAGAAAAUAUAAAUUUGUGUUAAUAACUUUAGUGCUUAUUAGUUAAUUAUAUAAAUAAUUAUGAAUCAAAUUGUCAAUUGUCGUCGUAAAAGUAACUUUUCUUGAAUUUUACAAAUUUUACAUUGCAUUAAAUUAUUAUUAUUAUAAUUUUAUUAUUGUAUUAAACAAAUUUUGUUUGUUAUUUCCCCGCCACCGCGUUGUGUACAAUUUAUUACCCCAUCACUGGGUUGACCAUCCGUUGUACUAUUAUAUUUUUUUUAUACCAUUAUAAGACUUUCAAAUAAAAAUAAAUAAUAGUAAUACAUUGUUUAAAAUAAGGAAAAAA
Messenger RNA from Acyrthosiphon pisum (pea aphid), 1401 nucleotides. RefSeq names its product putative deoxyribonuclease TATDN1-like. The coding region runs from base 176 to 1033 and encodes 285 amino acids. Gene Ontology annotation, cellular component: cytosol. The transcript is spliced from 6 exons. The record is from RefSeq and is a predicted model, not a curated record. NCBI's taxonomy places the organism in Eukaryota, Metazoa, Arthropoda, Insecta, Hemiptera, Aphididae. Gene Ontology annotation, molecular function: 3'-5'-DNA exonuclease activity.